This is a messenger RNA of Beta vulgaris subsp. vulgaris (sugar beet), 1357 nucleotides long. RefSeq names its product DNA repair protein RAD51 homolog. Lineage: Eukaryota; Viridiplantae; Streptophyta; Magnoliopsida; Caryophyllales; Amaranthaceae. Gene Ontology annotation, cellular component: condensed nuclear chromosome. The transcript has 9 exons. The record is from RefSeq and is a predicted model, not a curated record. Bases 100 to 1128 code for a protein of 342 amino acids. Gene Ontology annotation, biological process: DNA strand invasion; mitotic recombination-dependent replication fork processing; double-strand break repair via homologous recombination. Gene Ontology annotation, molecular function: single-stranded DNA binding; ATP-dependent DNA damage sensor activity; ATP binding.
UCCAUUUUGGCGCCUUGGUUGAACAUUUUCGAAUAGUUACUUCCUCUACUUCCCAUCUUUCAGGGAGAGAUUGAAGGUUCUCUCUUUUUCUGGGCAAAUAUGGAGCAGCAGCAGCGAAGCUCAAGGGCGGUGGCUCAAGAAUCAGAAGAUGUCGAAGAUAUGCAACAUGGCCCUUCUCCUGUUGAACAACUACAGGCAGCUGGUAUUGCAGCCAUGGAUGUUAAGAAGCUUAAAGAUGCUGGUCUAUGUACAGUUGAAGCUGUUGCAUAUUCUCCACGCAAGGAACUUCUGCAUAUAAAAGGAAUUAGUGAAGCAAAAGUUGACAAAAUAAUUGAAGCCGCUUCCAAACUUGUUCCUUUGGGCUUCACUAGUGCUACUCAACUCCAUGCACAGAGACUUGAGAUUAUUCAGAUAACAUCUGGCUCCAGAGAGCUUGACAAAAUUUUAGAAGGAGGAGUGGAAACAGGAUCCAUCACAGAAAUAUAUGGCGAGUUCCGUUCUGGGAAGACUCAGCUGUGUCACACACUAUGUGUGACAUGCCAACUGCCAUUAGACCAAGGAGGGGGUGAAGGAAAAGCAAUGUAUAUUGAUGCUGAGGGCACAUUUAGGCCACAAAGACUUCUACAGAUUGCUGAGAGGUUUGGGUUAAAUGGUGCUGAUGUAUUAGAAAAUGUAGCCUAUGCAAGAGCAUAUAACACUGAUCAUCAGUCAAGGCUUUUGCUUGAAGCAGCAUCGAUGAUGGUGGAGACAAGAUUUGCCUUGAUGAUAGUAGACAGUGCUACAGCACUCUACAGGACAGAUUUCUCAGGAAGGGGAGAGUUAUCUGCCAGACAAAUGCACCUCGCUAAGUUCCUUAGGAGCCUUCAGAAGUUGGCAGAUGAGUUUGGUGUUGCUGUGGUAAUUACUAAUCAAGUGGUCGCCCAAGUAGAUGGUUCUGCACUCUUUGCUGGUCCUCAAAUCAAACCUAUUGGUGGCAAUAUAAUGGCUCAUGCUUCCACAACGAGACUAGCUCUCCGAAAGGGAAGAGCAGAGGAGCGCAUAUGUAAAGUAAUAAGUUCCCCGUGCCUUGCUGAAGCAGAAGCAAGGUUUCAAAUAUCCCCAGAAGGUGUUACAGAUGUUAAAGACUGAGAACCUAUUUUUCCUCUUUCACCUCACCCAUGUAUACUUGAUUCUGUCCCUGAACAUGCACAACAAGACUAUAAUUCUUCCUGUUGCUGCAUGGAAGAGGGUGUACUCAUCUAUUUUUCCAUUGUUGUUUGGAAGAGGGUGUACAUUCUCUUUUGUAGAUUUGUUUAGUAGCAAAUGUAGAUCCUUGGCUUCUUUCUCAGAAGUUCAGGUUGUUUCUUUUCUCCCAAAA